Dromaius novaehollandiae (emu) is the source of this 6878-nucleotide messenger RNA. It is a transcript of the gene SI, whose product is annotated as sucrase-isomaltase. The record is from RefSeq and is a predicted model, not a curated record. Bases 756 to 6194 code for a protein of 1812 amino acids. Gene Ontology annotation, biological process: carbohydrate metabolic process. Lineage: Eukaryota; Metazoa; Chordata; Aves; Casuariiformes; Dromaiidae. The transcript is spliced from 51 exons. Gene Ontology annotation, molecular function: alpha-1,4-glucosidase activity; carbohydrate binding.
GAUGUCUUACAACUAUCAGAUCAUCACAAGCCCCUGAGAGAUUUCUACUGUAUUAACUACUGCGAGACUUUCAGUGACAAUUGCUAUCUUCAUAGAUUCACGACAAGUCAUUUGCUCAUUUGCACUAAAAGCUGCAAAAUUUCCUCCUCUUUCACUCAGUGGAAGUUUGGAUGAGAAGGUUAUCAUGACAGCAACUAUCAGGGCUUGUACAAGGCUAUAACUCAAAGUAAUAAAAAUUCAUAAACGACACUUAGGACUUUGGAACACUUAGGAAUUUUGGACUAUGCUCAUUACCUUUGCUGCGAUUUGCUUUUGGCUCAGAAGGGCUAUUUGAGCCAGGAUAAAGGCGCACGUUUUGGAUGCAGAGGGUUUCAGAAGCCUUCACGGAAGUGUUGUUCCUGUCGUUAUCCAUACAGGACCGCCAUGAAGCCACCAGACGCUGACUGGGGAAAAAGAGCCAUUCCCUUCGCGCUCAGAGGAGAGCGGGCUCCUUCCCGCACUCGCCCGUGAGAGAACCUGAUAGUGAACCAAAAUAUUAUUAAUUAACUAGCCAUUCCUCGGCUGCAAUAACCAUAGCAACUCCAUUUAGCUCAAAGUGUCUCUGCAAUCUGCCUGUAAUUAUGGCUGUACCUGCCAUUGGUAGAUUAGCUAACAACCGAUGCAACGAGCUGAUAAGAGCACAGGAUAAAGCAUGGGUUUUGAAGUUGAGCCUUACAACCAGGAGCUGUGCAUGAAGGAGACAGAGGGGCUUCAAGAUGGGGAAGAGGAAGUUCAGCGGCCUGGAGGUGAUGCUCAUUGUCCUCUUCUGCAUGGUGGCCAUCGUGGCCUGCAUCCUCAUCAUCCUCUUAGCCACCGGGCAGUCGGGAGUCAAAAAGACCCAAUAUACUGCACAAUGUCCAACCUUAAGUACGUCAGAGAGGAUUGACUGCCUCCCGGAUCAAGUAGCAACACAGAACCUCUGCAACCUGCGCGGCUGCUGCUGGAGCCCCCAGAGCGACACCAGCGUGCCCUGGUGCUACUUCUCCUCAAACUAUGGGUACCGAGUGGACGGAUCCGUGCAGACAACCCAGGCGGGGUUCCAGGCGACGUUGAAAAGGCUGUCGUCACCUUCCCUCUUCGGAAACGAUAUCAGCACCGUCCUCCUCACCGGAGAGUAUCAGACCCAAAAUCGCUUCCGGUUCAAGAUCACUGAUCCUAAUGAAGAAAGGUUUGAAGUCCCCCAUGAGUACGUGGGUUCCUUCAGCGGAUCCGCGGCCUCCAACUUACAGUAUAGAGUUGACGUCACAGAAAAUCCCUUUGGCAUCACGGUGACGAGAGUAAGCAAUGGAAGAGUCUUGUUCAAUACCUCCAUCGGGCCGCUGCAGUACGCUGACCAGUACUUGCAGCUGUCCAUCAAACUGCCCAGCAGCAACAUCUACGGCGUGGGAGAGCACGCGCACAAGCAGUACCAGCACGACGUCAACUGGAAAACCUGGCCCAUGUUCAGCAGGGACGCCAGCCCCUCCUCGGCCAUGGAUAACUUAUAUGGAGUUCAGACUUUCUUCCUGUGCUUGGAAGAUAGCAGUGGAGCCUCUGUUGGUGUUUUCUUGAUGAACAGCAAUGCCAUGGAGUUUGCGCUGCAGCCGGCCCCGGCGGUGACCUACAGAACCAUCGGGGGAAUCCUCGACUUCUAUGUCUUCGUGGGGGACACGCCGGAGCAGGUGGUGCAGGAGUACCUGCAGCUGGUGGGGCUGCCGCUGCUUCCCGCCUACUGGAGCCUGGGCUUCCAGCUCAGCCGCUGGGGCUACAGCUCGCUGGACGAGGUCAAGACCGUCGUCGAGAGGAACCGGGCCAUCGACCUGCCCUACGAUGUUCAGUACACCGACAUUGACUACAUGGAGGACAGGAAAGAUUUUACUUACGACCAAGUGAAUUUUCAAGAUCUCCCCACUUUCGCAGCUUAUCUGCAUGACUAUGGACAAAAAUAUAUUAUCAUCUUGGACCCUGCUAUCAGCACAGCUGAUCUGUCGGAUGGUAGCACAUACGAAAGCUACACCAGGGGAGAGAGCCAAAAGGUUUGGGUUAAUAACUCAGACAGCGUAACACCAUUAAUUGGAGAGGUGUGGCCAGGAGCAACCGUGUUCCCAGACUUCACCAAUUCCGACUGCACCAGCUGGUGGGUGGAGGAGUGCAGGCUGUUUUACAACACCGUGCCGUAUGAUGGCAUCUGGAUUGAUAUGAAUGAAGUAUCCAACUUUGUUCAGGGCUCAAAUGAGGGCUGUGAGCAGAACGACUUAAACUACCCCCCCUUCACUCCCAGUAUUCUUGAUAAGCUCAUGUUUUCCAAGACUCUCUGUAUGGAUGCAGUGCAGAAGUGGGGGAAACAGUACGACGUCCACAGCCUUUUCGGCUAUUCCAUGACCCUCUCUACCCGCCAAGCCAUCGAAACUGUGUUUCCAGGAAAACGGAGCUUCCUUCUUUCGCGGUCCACCUUUGCUGGGUCGGGAAGGUACACGGGACACUGGCUGGGAGACAACGCAGCCUCAUGGGAUCAACUGAAAUGGGCAAUACCCGGGAUGCUGGAGUUUAACCUCUUUGGGAUUCCUUACAUUGGAGCAGAUAUUUGCGGUUUCAAUGAUAACACCACAGAAGAACUUUGCAGACGGUGGAUGCAAGUAGGAGCAUUUUAUCCAUUUUCCAGGAAUCACAACAGUGAACUAUUUAUGCCUCAGGAUCCAGCCGCGUUUGGGGCUGAUUCGGUUUUGGUGAGCACCUCCAAGCAUUACUUGAACAUUCGCUAUACUCUGCUGCCCUACCUGUACACGCUCUUUUACAAAGCUCACACUCAAGGAGACACAGUCGUACGGCCGGUUUUGCAUGAGUUUUAUUCCGACGAAGAAACGUGGAGCAUUGACACGCAGUUCCUGUGGGGUCCCGGACUGCUCAUCAGCCCCGUCCUCGAUGAGGGCGUGGAUGUGAUCCGGGCGUACAUCCCUGACGCGGUGUGGUACGAUUACGAGACAGGGGCAGAAAUCUCCUGGAGGAAAGAGUGGGCUGACCUGUACCUGCCAGCAGACAAACUGGGGCUGCACUUGAGGGGAGGCUACGUCUUCCCUUUCCAACAACCAGCUACCACGACAGUGGCAAGCCGCGUGAAUCCUCUGGGACUUAUCAUUGCCCUGGAUGACGACGGCACAGCGUCCGGGGACUUUUUCUGGGAUGAUGGAGAAUCCACAGGUACUGUUGAAAGCAGUCUCUACAUUUACUAUGAGUUUACAGUUUCUGAUAAUACCCUACAAAUGAAUGUUAUAAACAACGGUUACACCGAUCCAAACAACUUGAAGUUUGAAGAAAUCAAAAUUUUGGGGUUGCCCCUGGAACCGACACAAGUCACUAUAACUCAGAACAACGUUGUGCAAAGUUCUUCUUACAAUAUCACCUACGAUCCUUCAGCCAAGGCUGCCUACAUAACAGGACUGCAGCUUCAGCUGGGAACAUCGUACACGCUGCAGUGGAAUCAGGAAUUCAACAUCAACGAAAGAUUCGAUUGCUAUCCCAGCCCUAACGCAACGCAAGAAAAGUGUGAGGAGCUCGGCUGCGUCUGGGACGAGGUAGCCUCCGACGUGGAUAUUCCCGCCUGCUACUACAGCACCGACAACGCCUACAGCAUCGAUCAGGUCGAAUACAGCUCGGACGGCCUGGCAGCCAACCUCAUCCUCAACAGCGUCAGCACCAGAGCCUACGAGAACGCAACCGUGCCCAUCGGUACGCUCCGCUUGGAGGUGACGUACCACGACAACAACUUGGUGCAAUUUAAGAUUUAUGACUACCAAAACCAACGGUACGAGGUUCCGGUACCGCUAAACCUGCCCAGCACCCCCACGAGCACCGCCGAGGGUCGGCAAUACGAAGUGUCCGUUCAGAGGAAGCCCUUUGGGAUACAGAUUCGGCGCAAAAGCACAGGGACAGUGAUCUGGGAUUCUCAGCUACCCACCUUCACGUUCAGUGACAUGUUCAUUCAGAUUUCCACCCGCUUGGCAUCGCAGUACAUAUACGGCUUUGGUGAGACUGAACACACCAUGUUUCGGCGUAACAUGAGCUGGAAUACCUGGGGGUUAUUCACGAGGGACCAGGCUCCGGCCUACAAGAUGAAUUCAUAUGGUUAUCAUCCGUUUUACAUGGCUCUCGAAGAAGACAGCAAUGCCCACGGAGUUCUCUUGCUGAACAGCAACGCGAUGGACGUGACCUUCCAGCCCACUCCGGCUCUGACCUACCGCACCAUCGGCGGCAUCCUGGACUUCUACAUGUUUUUGGGCCCGACACCGGAGCAAGUUGUCCAGGAAUACACUGCACUGAUCGGCCGACCGGUCAUGCCACCCUACUGGUCCCUGGGAUUCCAGCUAUGCCGCUACGGGUACAGAAACGACUCCGAAAUCGCCAGUUUGGUGGCGGAGAUGAAGGCAGCCCGCAUUCCCUAUGAUGUGCAAUACUCGGAUAUUGAUUACAUGGAACGGCAACUGGACUUCACCAUUGGCUCGCGCUUUGCUGGAUUACCAGAUCUAAUUAACCAAGUAAAAGCAGAAGGAAUGAGAUUCAUCAUUAUCCUGGAUCCAAGCAUCUCUGGAAAUGAGACUGAUGAUUACCCCCCCUUCACAAGAGGUGUGGAGCAGGAUGUCUUCAUAAAAUGGCCCGACACCAAUGACAUUAUAUAUUCAAAGGUCUGGCCAUUUCUUCCCAACGUAGCAGUUAAUGAGUCACUGCCUGAGCAAACCCAAAUACAGCUCUACGGCGCGCACGCCGCUUUCCCGGAUUUCUUCCGCAAUUCCACAGCUGCGUGGUGGAAGCAGGAAAUCGCGGAAUGCUACAACAACCCCACCGACGCCUCCAGAAGCCUGAAGUUUGAUGGCCUGUGGAUUGACAUGAAUGAACCUGCAGCCUUUAUGAAUGGUGCCAUUGGCGGCUGUAGAGAUGACACCCUAAAUUUCCCACCAUAUAUACCUUAUUUAGGAUAUCGGUCACAAGGAUUAAUUGUCAAAACUCCAUGCAUGGAAGGGCAGCAGCAUCUUCCGGACGAAACCCCGGUGAGACACUACGAUGUCCACAGUCUGUACGGAUGGUCCCAGACGAGACCUACCCUGGAGGCUCUGCAGAGCGUCACCAAGGAGCGUGGCAUCGUCAUCACCCGCUCAACCUACCCCACCAGCGGCCGGUGGGCAGGACACUGGCUGGGGGACAACACGGCGGCUUGGGAUCAGCUUACUAAAUCCAUCAUUGGUAUGAUGGAGUUCAGUCUCUUUGGAAUAUCUUAUACGGGAGCAGACAUCUGCGGCUUCUUCAAAGACUCGCAGUACGAGCUGUGUGCGCGCUGGAUGGAGCUGGGCGCCUUUUACCCCUACUCCAGGAACCACAACGAGAAGGGCACGCGGAGGCAAGAUCCUGUUUCCUGGAACUCAACAUUUGAAGACAUUUCCAGGAACGUGCUGAAUAUAAGAUAUACCCUGUUACCCUACUUCUACACGCUCAUGUAUGAAGCCCAUGCCUACGGAAGCACUGUGAUCCGCCCUGUCCUCCACGAGUUUGUGGAAGACAGAACAACGUGGGAAAUAUAUCAACAGUUUCUCUGGGGACCUGCACUGCUCAUCAGCCCUGUGUUGGAGGAAAGUGCUGUAACAGUGGAUGCUUACUUUCCCGAUGCCCGCUGGUAUGAUUACCACACAGAUGAACUUAUUAGCCUCAGGGGACAAUUCGGAACGUUAUCAGCUCCUUUGGAACACAUCAACCUUCACAUCCGAGGAGGUUACAUCCUUGCUUGGCAAAACCCUGCUAAUACAACUUAUUACAGCCGACAAAACUCAAUGGGACUUACUGUCGCUUUGAAUGACAGCCAGCUUGCACAGGGACAGCUUUACUGGGAUGACGGGGUUCUCAUUGAUGCCUAUGAAGAUGGUGUGUAUCUGCUAACAUCAUUUACUGCUAAUCAGAACGCUUUGGUCAUCAGCGUCGAGCACCACGGUUACGCUGACCCGAACAACUUAAUGUUUACCGACAUCAAGGUCCUGGGCCUGAGCACGAGCGUUCAGCAGGUGACGGUACUGCAGAACGGGGACGCGAUCACCUCUGGGCACAGCGUGAGCUACAACGGCACCACGCAGGUCCUGUCAAUCACCCAGCUUACACUUCAAUUAGGCAGAGAAUACACGGUGCAAUGGAGCUAAGAUGCCUGCAGAGUAACAUCGGCCACAUCUCCGGAUUUUCUCAUUGUUUUUAAAACCAUCUUUCAAUUUUCAUACUGCCUCUUUGACAUCCUGAAGUACUUUGUACUAUAAAAACAUUAGCCAUAGUCAGUUCAUAUUAAGGUAUUUUGUGUGUGUAUAUAUAUAUAUAUAUAUAUGUGUGUGUAAAAAAAAAAAAAAGUAAUGUUUUAGUAUUGUUCAAGGCUAACUACAAGCUCUCCAUGUGAUGCAGAAUUUGUGCUUUAAACAUUAUGACACUUCAAUAUGACUUCAUCUUUCAAAACUAAAAACUGAAUGUAAAACGCUGUGUUUUCCCUAAGUAGAAGUUCUGGCUGCCUUCACGCUCAUUAAAUUUUAUAAAAAAUUUACAGUUGGCAUUAACUACAUGCGUUUGGGGCCAUAAUUCUACCCGUAUUUAGCUUCCAUCUUAAUUUUAAUUGUGCCAUAUAAGCUACUACUGCUGAGAAGUAUUUAAGGGCAGACAAAUGGAAAUGUUUUCGGAUAACUGAUUUAGCAUGAACUGUUCUUGUUGAUCUAUACAAUGCUAAGGUACCUGCAAAAGUCACCUGAAAUUUUUUGUAUAACUUUAGGCAGGCAUUUAUGUUCUCCAAUGUUUUGAUCUGAAGUUGUAAAAUUAAACUUGAAGUUUCAAGGUUAACUAAUAAA